AUGAACUCGCACACACAUUUUGAUCCGGCCACCAUGAUCGGUUUGGCCGGCGCCUCUCCCGGGAGAACAGAAGAUAAUUUCGACAUCUUCGAAUGGUACCCACGUUAUCAGAGUUGUCAACGAUACUUUUUGGAUCAUGCCCAGCAUAGCGUGCCUGUCCAGGCUUUAUCUGCCUUCCUUAAUAUCCGACUACCCUUUCAGCGCCAACUCAACCCUGUCUUGAACUCGAACCCUACAUCCGAUCCAUCAGCAGCACAAGCCGGCCAGAACCCAGCCGGACCUCCCUCCAUCUCAUUAAUUCCUUACAUCCGCCGACUGGUUGCGACAGGGAUGGACUUCCCGGGAGUACUCCAUGGAUUUUUUGGAGAUGAUUGGGGCAAUGGGGUUGGACCAUUACACGAGCAAGAACGCCGCAACUACCUGUUCGCUGCGAAGAGUGGAGGUUGGGCUUCAGUGAAGAAAGACUACGACAUGUCACCAUUAGAAACGAUCCCAUUCCUUCGCCCACUACAAGGACCAUUGGACGCCGAGAUUGAAGCCGCCGAACGCAGCUGGAGCGAAUGGCUUGCGAUGGAAGACUGGAUGGUUGGACCACGCGCGCCAGAUAUUCUUCAGGACUCAUCGUCUCAAAACUCACGGCCUCGAAGUUCACGAGGCUGA
Penicillium angulare is the source of this 660-nucleotide messenger RNA. RefSeq lists its product as uncharacterized. The coding region runs from base 1 to 660 and encodes 219 amino acids. The transcript has a single exon. The record is from RefSeq and is a predicted model, not a curated record. Lineage: Eukaryota; Fungi; Ascomycota; Eurotiomycetes; Eurotiales; Aspergillaceae.